Volvox carteri f. nagariensis is the source of this 2172-nucleotide messenger RNA. RefSeq lists its product as uncharacterized. Lineage: Eukaryota; Viridiplantae; Chlorophyta; Chlorophyceae; Chlamydomonadales; Volvocaceae. The record is from RefSeq and is a predicted model, not a curated record. The annotation marks the transcript as partial. The transcript has 14 exons.
UGUGUCAGCUACAGCACCGACGCGGCCUUUCCGGGCGGGAGCCCCGGCAGCAUGCUGAGCACGCUGCUGGUGGCGGAUCAAGUAGGGCCUGAGGUGGGAGCGGUGGAGGUCCGGGACCUGUCCUUGCAACAUGACCGGGUUGGAGCACUGCUGAUUGCGCUGUACUGGCUGCCGUACUCGGAUGCGCCGGCGGACGUCAAGCUAACCGCUAACGACCUGGCGGGAGCGUCGGGGGCCCGAGCCGUCCUCAAGGGGCUACAGGAAGCUCAAGGCGCCACACAACUAAAGAAUGUUUCGUUUGCGGACUAUUUUAACGCCACAUUGGCCGUGGCACAGGCAUCGCCUCCGGUGCUGACGGGCUCGUACAGGCACGUGGACAUGAUGCCUGUCACGCCGCUAUCGAUUUUCUCCUCAUCCAAGCUCACGAGCCGGGGAAGAUGGGUGCUGCGGGUGGCUGACCUGGGCGAGAACUGGCAAGAACGCAAAAUCGACUUCAAAUCUUGGAGCCUGGUGCUGUGUCCUCCCGCCAAUUCCUCCUUGCCUCCCCUCCUGACGCUGUCCAUGGCCCAGCAGGCCGCCGCCGACAGCAGUGUGUUCCGCGGCGCCCUGACCGGACUGGGCUCCGCCGUACGCCUCAACGCGCUGAGCGGGGGGUCCCUGGCCGCGGCCAUCGGCACCCUAGUCACCCGGGAUGCCAACAUUAAGUACAAGACCUACUCAGAGCUCGCAGACGACGCAGUUGCAGAUAUGAUCCGCUCGAUCGACAACACGCAACAGCUGUUUGGACUGCCGUACAAGGCGACGCCUUUAAUCAGGACAUUCCAGCCUUGGGUGCAGCUAUUGAUCGGCGGGUCCGAAAUCAUCUUACAAAAUUUUGUUUGGCCGGGCAAGAUCGUCGUCUACGGGCUCGACAUCGAGAUCGCUAUCCGGACCCGAGCGGCCAUGAGCUCUAGCACUGGGGGCGGCGGCGGGGGCGGCGGCGGUGGUGGCGGCGGUGGCGGCGGUGGCGGCGGUGGUGGCAGCGGUGGUGGCAGCGGUGGUGGCGGCGGCGGUGGUAGCGGCGGUGGCGGCGGCGGCGGUGGCGGCGGCGGCGGCGGUGGCAGCGGUGGCGGCGGCGGUGGCAGCGAUGGCGGUGACGGCGAUGGCGAAGGGAACCCUCGUGGAAGUGGCACUGGCUUUGAGGAUGCUGACGGCGGCGACACAAGAAUCGGUGGCCGGGCCAGCAACACUGGCAUUCGCGACGAUGGCGCCGCCUCAGAAGGUUUCCGCUUGGAGGAUGGCGCUGAGUGCAGCAACGACGACUCGAUUUACGACAGAAGCAAUCCAUGGGGCACAAUCGAGGGCCGCAGCGGCACUGUGCCGUUUGACAAGCAGGCGCUGUUGGAUAACAUGUGCAGACUCACAGUCCCGGGGGCAGAGUGGCUGUUCAGCCGGGUGCCGGAUGGAGUUCGAACCGGCAGGGUGCCCAAUGCGGAGGAUCUCGCAGCUGAGGAAGCGGCCGCAGCCAGCGGCGGCGACGGAGGCAGCCGCGGCGAGGAUGUUGUUCGCGAAGCGCCCAUCCCCUUUCCCCUGGAGGGGUCCUCCAGCAGCCGCCGCCUGUCUGCCUGGUUUCCCACAGUUGACUCGCCCAGUGAGCCGUUGGACUUCACCAGGAAGUCAGGGCCUGGUGUACGAUAUCCAGAGGUACAAAAGAUGUACGACAGUGCAAAGGCCUUCGAGCGCGAGUCUCCCGCUGUGAGGGCUCUGCGGGCCACGGAGCUGGACACGGACUUCCUGGAGGAGGUUAUGGACGGCAUAUUGGGGGACAUCAACGUGGACACCUACAGCGACGCUUUGAACAACGGGCUUCAGCGAUUGGUGGACCAAGCAGAUGCCGCCUCUCGCGCACUGGGGACUGUGGCUAACUCGCCAGCUCUGGAGCGAGCUGGAGGGCAGAACGCGGUGAAGACGGCGCAGGCGCUCCAAGCAGGCGCAGAUACAUACCACCUAAUUUUACAGGCCGGCCAGGAAAGCCUCAAGCGGGAAAACAUGAAGGACUUGGUCAACAGCACACGCAAGUUCAUCAAGGAAGGAGGGCUCACGGAGGCUGAGCAGAAUUUCGGAUCACAACGGGCAAGUCCACGCACGCAGCGACCAAACGAGUGGAUUUUAGGAGUCGUCUUAGGAAUUUAG